AUGGCCUACACACCGUCUGGUUUGGUACGGUCUGUUGCCUCGCAACUCUCUGCCGAGCUCAAGAGGACUUACAGGAACGGUAGCUAUGGGCUUCACGAAAAGCUCAAACGCCAGCAGGAGAAAGGUUUCCUAUCCAAGGACUGCAGCAUCGAGAUUCGCAAGGAUAAAUCUGCAAUCGAGAAUUUUCUCGGCUUGAACAAGAUCAGCAUGGACAGUCGCAGACUUGCUCCUAUGUCGCCUCCGGAACAGCCAUUCAUGUCAUUCAUAGAGAGGGAGCUGGCGGCCUUCUUUUGGAAGAAAGAGUUGCUAAGGGUCAAACUCCAAGAUAUGGCCUCACCCGACUACCCUGACAUCGCUGCUAGCGGACUAUCACUCGCAGAUGUGACGAGUUAUAUUGGGACCAAGGAGCCAGGAUCCCUCAUCAAGCGCCUACUUUCGGAUGUCGCUAAAGAGGGUCUGACUAUACGCCAGCGGGGCAAAGCAGGACAUAGGGCUGAAGUGAAGCUGAUGUCCUCGGAGCAGAUCAAACAGCACAUCGAUCCCUUCUGCCAACCCCUAUUCGAUCCAGAAAGAAAGGCUAUGUCUUACGAGUCGGCUCGAUACAGGCGGCUACUCAACAACGCCUUGCCUCCUCGGAUUACCUCUACCAAGGGGAGUACAGAUUACUUUUUGGCGAAGAUCCGCAACGUCAUCAAGACUAAGGAGGACGCCGCACAGCUCUGGCCGGAAUGUAGGCCCGAGGACAUCAUAACUCUGGGUGUUGAUCUUGGUCAGGCAUGUGUUCUUGGUGCGAGCGCGUUGCUACCGGAGGCUGCUCGCCCAGUCAACGCCGGCUACGUGAGCUUUGUCGAGGUCCUUGAAAAAGUAGAGCAGCGGCUCGAUGGCUUCUACAAUGAUGACAACAUGCGCUUCAAAAGGCACAAGUGGAACGCCCGAAGGGCCCGGGAGGAAAAGAAAUCAACAAGGUCGUGA
Gamsiella multidivaricata is the source of this 972-nucleotide messenger RNA. RefSeq lists its product as uncharacterized. The record is from RefSeq and is a predicted model, not a curated record. Bases 1 to 972 code for a protein of 323 amino acids. Lineage: Eukaryota; Fungi; Mortierellomycota; Mortierellomycetes; Mortierellales; Mortierellaceae. The transcript has 4 exons.